UUUUUUUUUUUUUCGUUUCAAUCCGUUUUCGCUUUGUUCGCUUUGUUCGCUUUUUUUUUUUUUUCGGUGCAUCCCAAAAAGAAAUUCCAACCAUCAACACUUUGAAACCAAGCCAACCAUGUUUGCAUCACGCCACGGAGCAGCAGCAGCAGCAGCAGUAGCAGUAGCAGCAGCACAGCGCGCAUCGCUCGCGGCGCAACGGCUGAGCGUUGUUGCUUCUUCUUCUUCUUGUUCAACUCCCGCUGUUGCACGGGGACAACACGCCCCUGCGCCGCGCUCCUCCUACUCGAUCGCCGUGCAUCAUGGACCUUCCGCCGCGGCAUCGACGCCAUCAACAUGCUUUACCAGCAGUCGCAGCAGCAGUCGUCUGAGUGUGCUUGUUGGCGGCAAUGUGCGGCCGUCGCCGGCAAGAUCAACGCCCAGCCGAGGCUAUCGCACGCCAGCUGCUCCGGAAGCCCCUCAACUGCGCAUGGGCCCGGCAACCGCUGCUCUGGUAUCCCCAUCAUCGUCCUCGUCGUCCUCGUCCUCGUCGUCGUCGUCGUCGUCGGCCACAAACCAGCACCCGACCACCGCCGACCAUCCUCGUUCUGCCGCUCCCGUCUGGCCGUCGCCCUUUGCACGACGAGCCUUCCACCAGCGCCCCGCAGUCGCGUCCUUCUCCUCUCCGCUGACUGCAAAUCCAAACAGCACGGCUUCAUUGGCCGGUGCAGGAUCGAUGGCCGCAGUGCCGCUGGCGUCUGAGAUGGCUGCUGCUGAAACCGCGGCUGCUCCUCGUCAUCACGCUCAGUUCCACCACCCGCAGCCGCACGAGGUCGAGCCCGGCGGUCCCAUCUUCUUUGACCCGCAGCUGGAUGUCGCCCCGCUGGUCCUCCGGGCCGCCAAGUUUGGCCGCCGUCCGGCCAUUGUGGAUGCAAACGGCACCUUCACCUACAGCGAGCUCACCCGACAAUCUGCCGCUCUGGCGGGCAGCGUUGCGCUCGCGCUCACCGUCCAUGCCGAAGGCACCCCUGCGUACUCUGGACGCGCGGGGCAUGUCCUCGAUGGCAAGCGCGUGGCGUUCAUUGCGCCGCGCGACGUCACCUACCCGAUCGCCCAGCUGGCAAUCUGGCGACUCGGCGGCUGCUCUGUGCCACUCCAACCCGACCACCCAAUCGCCGAGCUCGAGCAUGUCAUUUCGGACUCUGGCGUGUGUGCCAUUAUUGCCCAUGAAGAGCUCGAGGGCCAUAUCAAACUUCUGGCCGAGCAACGAAAUUUGCCCGUUGUCACCCUCCCGACCUCCAGUGCAAUUGCUCUCGGCGCGGCCCAACACGAGAUGGCCGUUGCUGCUGCCUUGGCCGCGACAAAGCCGACAGAUCAAGCGUCCCAAGCAUCGGCAUCUGCAUCUGUCUCUCCUGCAGAUGUCGACCCGGCGUUGGCUCCCCCGCACCAGUCCGAGCUCUUUUCCUUCCUCUCCUCCUCGGCCAUCCGCGACCAACCUGCCAUGAUUGUGUACACGAGUGGCACGACUGGCAAACCCAAGGGCGUCGUGCUCACCCACGGCAAUCUCACAACCCAAAUGUGCAUUCUGUCCGACUCUUGGGGCUGGACGCCAGCGGACCGGGUUUUGCAUCUGCUCCCGCUGCAUCACGUCCAUGGCAUCACCAAUGUGCUGUUGACGUCCAUGUGGAACGGCGCCACCUGCGAGUUUGGCACUCCGCGAUUCGAACCUGCCAAAGUCUGGGACGCCUUGUUGCGUGAACCCACGUCCGACGGAUCGACAACCCCGCUCUCCGUCCUCAUGGCUGUGCCCACCAUCUACACCAAGCUGAUCGAGUACGCCCACCGCCACAAUAUUGAUCCCAAUCUGAUUCGCAAGCGGUGUGGUGCUCUGCGUCUCAUGGUGAGCGGCUCUGCAGCCCUUCCAGUCCCGGUGCUCGACCAAUGGCGCGCUCUGACCGGCCAUACCCUGCUUGAGCGCUAUGGCAUGACUGAAAUUGGCAUGGCUUUGUCAAAUCCAUUGACCGGACAGCGCCGCUCUGGCACUGUGGGUCAGCCAUUGCCAACGGUGCAGGUUUCGAUCGCAUCCCAGGAAGGUGGCAACGCUGAGCCUGCCGAAGAAGGCAAAGACGGAGAGCUUCUUGUGAAAGGACCGAGUGUCUUCCGUGCAUACUGGAACAACGCUGAAGCAACGAUGGCGGCGUUCACCGAGGACGGGUGGUUCCGCACUGGUGAUAAUGUUGCCGUCAAGGAAGGGUACUUUUCCAUCGUAGGCCGGAUCUCUGUGGACAUUAUCAAGACUGGCGGCUACAAGGUGUCUGCACUGCAGAUUGAAGAAGAGCUCCUGCUCCAUCCCUCGGUUGGCGAAGUGGCGGUGCUUGGCGCGCCAGACGAGACGUACGGCCAGCGCAUUGUCGCGUUGGUGGCUCCGAAAGCCGGACUGCGCAUCGAACCGCCCGAGCUGCAGGCAUGGAUGCGCGAUCGUGUGGCCAGCUACCGGCAACCGAAAGAGUACUUGGUGCUUGAUCAGAUUCCGCGCAACGCGAUGGGCAAGGUGAACAAGAAAGCGCUGCUAAAGUCACUCUUUCCCGCUGACUCGAGCAAGUCUUCUUGAGCGCCAAGAGCCAGCGCGUUCGCCUGUGCUAAUGAGACGUGCAAGACUGGUUUGUUGCCAUCCUCGUUGUUGAUACUAACGUUCAAAGAGGACAAACAGCUGCGGAAUUGUAGAUGUUGGUUUUUUGUUUUGUUCUGCUUUUGUUGCUGUUGUGAGCAACCUUGUACUUUCAAUGUUAGUAGAUCUACAUCAACCAAAUCUCC
Capsaspora owczarzaki ATCC 30864 is the source of this 2793-nucleotide messenger RNA. RefSeq names its product acyl-CoA synthetase. Gene Ontology annotation, molecular function: medium-chain fatty acid-CoA ligase activity. The transcript is spliced from 3 exons. The coding region runs from base 119 to 2590 and encodes 823 amino acids. Gene Ontology annotation, biological process: fatty acid metabolic process. The record is from RefSeq and is a predicted model, not a curated record. NCBI's taxonomy places the organism in Eukaryota, Filasterea, Ministeriida, Capsasporidae.